GGAAAGCUCAAAACAAAGUUCACUCCUUUUUUUUCCUACGUGGAGAGUGACUGACUUUUGGGAGCUCGCUAUCACCAAGCAUUCUGAUCAACACUGAGAUAUCAGACCUGAGGUUUAACCGUGAAUGGAAGUAUCCCAGUUCAGAGGAGAAUUGAACUUGAGCAGGGACAUUGCUCCUCAGACAUCAAGAAAAAUUGCAGCCCGUGGGAAGAAUAUGAGAGUAAUUUGAUGGUGGCCAGCUGUCCAACACCUGCCCAGUCUGGGGUGAAACAGGUGCCCAACCAAGGAGUGAACAGGUCCAAACCUGUGCCAGCGACAUUUGGGUUUGAUACCUAUGGCAUCCCAAUUUAAAAUUGAAUACUUUGCACCCACAAAUUUGCACUGUUUGUGGUUUUGUCACCAUUUGAGUGACAUGGCUGAAGGAAUGACAUCAUCUACAGAUCUAAGAUAUAUCCUGUAUUCCACCUGUGUUAAUGGAACCUAUAUGCAUACACUUCUUAAUUUAGGUUAUGGUCAGAAACCACAGUUAAGGUUGGGGGAAAAAACACCUACUCCAAAUUACUUUGCACAACCCAGAAACUCUUAUAAAAGGUCCAGCAGCAGAUGUGCCCAGACACCUUCAGCUCAGCAGAGCCCAGCACAAGCAUCAGAAGCAGUAAGAGAAGGAAGGAAGAUGUUUCCAACUUUUUGCGCUUCUCUGGUAAGAACUUGAAUUCUGAGUUUAUUUUCCCCCAGUUUGACAGAGGCUUAUUUAAAUUCUAAUAGAUGGAAUAGGGAUCUGCACCCACCUUUAAAAUGCUUGUUUAAAUCAUUAAUAAUUAAAAAACUUGAAAUGUGAGAAUGCUCAUGGGACAGCAAUGAGACUGUACAUCAGUAACAUGAGCUCCCACAGCAUUUUCUGAGGCAAGAAAUACAUUGAAAACUCAACCUUAGAGUGUCUUUCUUUUUGUUAUACCCUUUCUGCUAUCUUCUCUAUUAUAUUAUUUUCUAUAAUUUAGCAUUACAGCCAGAUUACAGCUGGAUGUAACUAUAACUGUCAGCACUGUGAGAAUCAGUUAAUGAGAACAAAAGUGGAUGUGACAUACAGCACAUUUUUCCAUAAUUACUCCAACCUGCAGUAGGGACUUUAACCACCAGUUAGGCUGACAGUGGAUGAAUUUCAAACCUGUCUUUUGUCCUAAAUGUACCAAUUCCCUCCAGCUCAGAGCCCUGCUCCUCGUGCUGCUGGCCAUGCUGUCAGCCAGCAGUCCUGCCCAGGGGAAGGUGAUCAAGCCUGGGCUCAAGCCAGAGAAUCUCUUCAAGCAAGCAUCUGCUGGAUGCCUGAGCCAAAAAGACUCAAAAUUCCCCCAAACUGUGAGAGUCAACCUCAGCAUCAGCAACACAAACCAAGACACCAAAGCCAGCCCAGACAUCAGCAGUCGCUCUCUGGCUCCCUGGGAUUACAGGAUCGACGAGGACCACGACCGCUUCCCGCGGCUGCUCGCGGACGCCGAGUGCCGCCACACCCGCUGCGUGACUCCGGAGGGGCAGCUGGACCACAGCCUCAACUCCGUCCCCAUCACGCAGGAGAUCCUGGUCCUGCGCAGGGAGCAGAAGGGCUGCCAGCAGUCCUACAGGCUGGAGAAGAAAAAAAUCACCGUGGGCUGCACGUGCGUCACGCCCUUGGUCCAGCACCAGGCCUGAAGGGAGACGGAGGUGCAAGAGCAAGGAGCCCCAGGGAACUUCUUGUGUGGAAGGGGCCUUCAAAAAGCUGGAUCAAGCCAUAAAAUUUGUCAGGAAUACAUCAGUAUAUAUUGAAAAUUAGGUGUCUCGGUUAAAAAGUAAUGUUUUCCCCCAAAAUCUUGCACUGCACAAAUUCAGAAUCCAGACACCUUCAUGUGCCAGGCUGAAAAGUAAUGGGAACGCUACCCGUCCUUAGCUUACAUUUUGAAAUGUCUAUUUAUAUAAAUCUAUUUAUGCUGUUGGAAAACAUGAUAUUAAUGUAUUAUCCUAAUAUAUAUU
Molecule: messenger RNA, 2001 nt
Organism: Taeniopygia guttata (zebra finch)
Lineage: Eukaryota; Metazoa; Chordata; Aves; Passeriformes; Estrildidae
Gene: IL17A
Product: interleukin 17A
Biological process (GO): inflammatory response
Cellular component (GO): extracellular region
Molecular function (GO): cytokine activity
Source: RefSeq, a predicted model, not a curated record